CGAGCGAACUCCCCUUCUCUCCCCCUUCCCCUCCCUCUUCGUUAACCUUCCCCCUCUCUCAACCAGAGAGAAGAAGAGCACACGCGAACGAAACCCUAACCCUAGGAGGAAGGAGGCGUGUUCAUCGACCAUGGCUAGAGGAAGGAGAGAGAGAUCAGAUACUUUCCCUUCCCUGUUGAUCUCCGUUUUGCUUUGCCUCUCGGCGAUCCGGGUCCAAUCGCUCCGAUUCGAGCUCCAAUCCGGCCACACCAAGUGCAUAUCCGAGGACAUCAAGCUCAACGCCAUGACCGUGGGCAAGUACUCCGUCGUCAACCCCUCCGAUUCCCUCCCCCUCCCCGAUUCCCACCGCGUCACCCUCAGGGUGACCUCGCCGUAUGGUAACAGCAUGCACUUCGCGGAGAACGUGGAGUCGGGGAACUUCGCGUUCACCGCGUACGAGGCGGGCGACUUCCUCGCAUGCUUCUGGACGCCCGAUCACCAGCCUCCCGUGACGGUCACCGUUGAGUUCGAGUGGAAGAGCGGUGUCGCCGCCAAGGAUUGGACCAAAGUCGCCAAGAAAGGGCAGAUCGAUCUCAUGGAGCUGGAAUUGAAGAAGCUGGAGGAUACUGUUAAGACGAUCCAUGAGGAAAUGUUCUUUCUUCGUGAAAGGGAGGAGGAAAUGCAGGAGAUGAACAGAAAAACCAACUCAAGGAUGGCUUGGCUCAGUUUUCUCUCUCUUGCUAUGUGUUUAUCUGUAGCAGGAUUACAAUUAUGGCAUCUAAAGACAUUUUUCGAGAGAAAGAAGCUGCUCUAAUCCGGUUUCAAAGAUGAUACUCCAUGACAUGUGCUCUUUGGCACUCUAGUAGUUGCUUAGAGGCCUUUUUUUGCCCCUUUUGUUUGCUGUAGCCUUACAGAAACACAAUUGAUUACCUUCAAAUGCUGUGGACUGGUUAAUUUUCUUAUUUACUGGAGUUGUAGAUCUUUUUAAAGAGUCUAGAAAUCAAAAUCUGGUCAUUGUAUUUGCUUAA
Molecule: messenger RNA, 1007 nt
Organism: Ananas comosus (pineapple)
Lineage: Eukaryota; Viridiplantae; Streptophyta; Magnoliopsida; Poales; Bromeliaceae
Product: transmembrane emp24 domain-containing protein p24delta9-like
Exons: 4
Coding region: 131-793 (220 amino acids)
Biological process (GO): endoplasmic reticulum to Golgi vesicle-mediated transport; intracellular protein transport; Golgi organization
Cellular component (GO): Golgi apparatus; endoplasmic reticulum-Golgi intermediate compartment; endoplasmic reticulum
Source: RefSeq, a predicted model, not a curated record